AUGGCGAAGGUGAAGUUCAUCUUUGCUUCUGUGCUUCUCCUUGUCAUUGCUUUCUCUCAUGCAGUUAAUUCUGUUGAGGGAAGGCAUUUAAAGACAAAGCAGUCUAACAAGAAGAAGAAACCAAUUAUAACUACUCCCACCAGAGAGAAGAGCAGUCACGAAACUGCAUCAAGAAAAGUUGGUGGUGAGAAUGGAAGUAAAACGAUGGCGGAUGUAGCAAAAGAAUUUCAGCCAGCAGGUGCAGCCCUUGUUGAUAUCGUAGACAUUGAUGAAGCUUCUGUAAAUCCUGCAGUUCCAUUAGACGACGAUUCAUCACCAUCACCUCCACCACAUCAUAUGGAAGACUUCCGGCCAACGGCCCCUGGUCACAGUCCAGGAAUCGGCCAUUCUGUUCACAACUAG
This is a messenger RNA of Telopea speciosissima, 402 nucleotides long. Its product is annotated as precursor of CEP5-like. Gene Ontology annotation, biological process: regulation of leaf morphogenesis; root development; regulation of root development. The transcript has a single exon. Gene Ontology annotation, molecular function: hormone activity. Gene Ontology annotation, cellular component: extracellular region. Bases 1 to 402 code for a protein of 133 amino acids. The record is from RefSeq and is a predicted model, not a curated record. NCBI's taxonomy places the organism in Eukaryota, Viridiplantae, Streptophyta, Magnoliopsida, Proteales, Proteaceae.